GAAGUCCUGUUGCUACUAUAUAAAUUAUAUUUCAAAUAAUAAUAUUUGUGAAAUGUUAACCAAAAAAAAAAUUGCAUGCAAGACCAUGUUCAGUGUCAGUUUAAAUUUUAUUUUUUUAUAGUUAAAUUUAUUUAAUUAGUUUUAUGUGUGAGUGUAAAUAAAAUAAUACACUAUAUCGUGAAUGAAAUAUGAAUAAGUGUUCAUCGUUUCUUUUAAACGACGUUAAAGGACUGUCGGAUGUAUCGCUCAUUGCUGGCCAGACUCCGAACAGCUGGACAGACAUGGGGACACUUGAGUCGGCUCAGGAGGAAGGUCCAACGGUGGUUAAAAGUAAUGGUGCCGCGCAAGAAGAAGCCACACCUAAAAGCCACUUCGGAGUUCUUCAUAUAGGUAGCUUGAACAUGAAGUCCAAGUCAUGUUACGACAAAUGUUUGGAGUUAACGUUUGUGAUGCUGGGCGUCGUUACUAUUUUCAAAUGCUUCGGAGUGAUCGUAGUGACAAUAUCGACCGCCAUCGCGACCAAGUUGUACAGCAGCCAGCAAUCAGGGCGGCUGGUCGCCAUGAUUACGGUGGCGGUGACGGCCGCCAUUGCUUUGUCGGUGGUCAUUUACGCCAUCGUCGGGGUCUUUAGGAAGUACAAGAAGCCACUGCAUGCGACCACUAUAGUUCUCACGAUACUCGCGAUUCUGCAAGCGAUCAUCAGCGGUGUGUCAGUGAUGGUGACGACAGAGGAUGAGCAGGUCUUGGACGGGUCUCUCUCCGAGUCGUUUCAACUUGCUAUGGAGGACAAUCCGAAACAUAUGAAACUGUGGGACACCACUCACCACGACCUUAAAUGCUGCGGUCUAUACGGCGCACAGGAUUAUAGAACAGUGCAGGCGAGUUUCUUACCACCGGAGGUGCCAAUCUCCUGCUGCCCCACAUAUGACCCCACCAGAUCCGAGCUGGUACAAGAGAGAGAACGGGAGAUCUGCAAAGCUCGAAGAAGUUACUACACAACCGGCUGUAGACAACCUGUUUUGGACAUGUUUAGGGAAACGUCUACAGUCGUUUUGAUCGUCGUCGUAAUACUUAUCGUACUUGAGAUUAUUCUAGCAAUAUUAGGAGGAAUGUUAUACAAAAAACAAAAGGAAAGGAGCCGAAGAAAUGCUGACAAUAUCGAAGAACCGGCACCGAACACUUGAUUUCGAGAAAGAUCUUAUGUACCUACCGUAAAGAAAUUGUUGAUGUCUGAAUUUUUAAAAAUGUUAUAGCUUACCUAUAAACUUACAAAACAAUAUAAAAGAAAAGGGUCAAGUGUCCGCAUAAUUUUUUUUUGUUGUAUAAAAUGAAAUAGGUUGUUUUCAAAUUAAAUGAAAAUCUUAUAAAUAUGGACUUUAGGUUGGUGCAACUAAUUAAGAUUGUUUUUGGUAAUAUUAAUAAAUUAUUGUAAAUUAUCGGUAUGGUAACUUGUUACCCAUUUAAUUGAACAAAGUAAAAUUAAAUCCUUACUUGUUAUAUAUAAUAAUGAUUAAACCAAAAUCACAACGAAUUAAAUAACAUCUAUCUAUUUUUAAUUAAAAUAAUUUGAUAAAUAAAUUGAAAUUAGACAUUUAUGAAUGAAGUAGAUAUAGUUGGCGCCACUAGCGCAAAAACUAGUUAGUUUGAAGCAUGGGAUUUGAACAAAAAAGUGACACUUAUAUUUUAGUAUGUAUAUUGAGUAAUAAAAAGAUACUAUAGUAUUAUAUUUAAAUGUAAAUCUAAUUAAGCUAACAAAUAAUGUAAUUAAAUUAAUAUUUGACAAUUGAGAUCGUAGCAAGUGCAGCGCCAACUAGUGAUAAUCAACUGAAUCUCCGUUGUAAAUUUUUAUCAUAAGAUCUAAGCGUGUGUUAUACACGCUAAAGAUUUUAUCUUGAUUGAUGUUAUUAAAUAUGCCUAAUUGCCUAAUUAAAGAAUUGAUAUUAUUUUUAAUUCGAUUAAUAAAAAUGAUGAGACUGGCAUUAGUUUUUUUAAUCAUUAUUUUAGAGCCAUCUAUUAAACUUUUAUGAUACUAUAAUAAAAUUUAGUUACUGCUAUUCGCCACUUAUAGUUAUACACAUAAAUUAAUAGAUGGCGCUGUUUAUAUUUUAUUUUAAAACCCCUAUACAUAAUAAAUUUCUAAAAUUAAUAUCUUUGAAUUUAUACUGACAAAAUGUAAUACACACUUUGUUUUUCCA
This is a messenger RNA of Galleria mellonella (greater wax moth), 2195 nucleotides long. RefSeq lists its product as uncharacterized. Lineage: Eukaryota; Metazoa; Arthropoda; Insecta; Lepidoptera; Pyralidae. The record is from RefSeq and is a predicted model, not a curated record. The coding region runs from base 189 to 1184 and encodes 331 amino acids. Gene Ontology annotation, cellular component: membrane. The transcript has 7 exons.